This is a messenger RNA of Hibiscus syriacus, 1066 nucleotides long. RefSeq lists its product as uncharacterized. The record is from RefSeq and is a predicted model, not a curated record. The coding region runs from base 83 to 1051 and encodes 322 amino acids. NCBI's taxonomy places the organism in Eukaryota, Viridiplantae, Streptophyta, Magnoliopsida, Malvales, Malvaceae. The transcript has 4 exons.
CGUCUGGAUUGAACAUGGAUCAAACUUGAAGCCAGAGAAUUUGAAGUCGGGAAUCUGGGUUGAUUUCAAUAACAAAAACACAAUGCAUCAUUCCAAGUGGUCGAAAUACCUAAGCUUCACGUCGUCUCGCGAUUGGCUCUAUCGCUACUCGUUCGGUAACGCCGGUCUUCGUUCGAUCAAGACUGAUCUGGGCGAAGGCACCGUCAUGCACUGUUGGGUACCCAAAACACGCAACGCCUCAAGGCCCAAUAUACUCCUGGUUCAUGGAUUUGGUGCCAACGCGAUGUGGCAAUACGGUGAGCAUCUCCGGCACUUCACGUCUCGAUUCAAUGUGUAUGUGCCGGACCUCAUCUUCUUCGGCGAAUCGUACACGACGAGAAGGGAGCGGACGGAGUCGUUCCAGGCUGAAUCGGUGAUGAAACUGAUGGAGGCGCAUGGGGUAGGGAGGAUGAGCCUGAUAGGGAUAAGCUACGGUGGGUUCGUGGGGUACAGUAUGGCGGCGCAAUUUCCGGACAAAAUGGAGAAAUUGGUGUUGUGCUGCGCUGGGGUUUGCUUGGAAGAGAAAGAUUUGGAAGAUGGUUUCUUUAAUGUUUCGGAUUUGGAUGAGGCUUUGAGUAUAUUGUUGCCUCAGACGCCUGAGAAACUUAGGGACUUGAUGAAAUUCUCCUUCGUCAAGCCCAUGGGCAAGUGGCUGCCAAGCUUUUUUCUCUCCGAUUUCAUUGAUGUAAUGUGUACAGAUUAUCUACAAGAGAAGAGAGAGCUGCUGGUGACCAUACUAAAAGACAGAAAAAUCAGCAACAUUCCUAAGAUCACACAGAGCGUACUAAUAAUCUGGGGUGAAGAAGAUAAAAUAUUCCCCUUGGAACUUGGCUACAGAUUAAAAAGGCAUGUGGGGGAAAAUGCACAGAUUGUAGUGAUAAAGAACGCAGGGCAUGCAGUUAACUUAGAGAAGUCCAAGGAUUUCCUCAAGCACUUAAAAUCUUUCCUCUUUGAUUCUCAAUCAACCCCUCCCCCUCCCCUUUUCCCUAUUUUCAAUUCUAUAUGGUCUUAACUUCUUCUUCUUCUU